This is a messenger RNA of Leptosia nina, 2691 nucleotides long. The record is from the annotation of a GenBank genome assembly. NCBI's taxonomy places the organism in Eukaryota, Metazoa, Arthropoda, Insecta, Lepidoptera, Pieridae.
AUGGAAGUGAGGGAGGCUGGAGACGGGGCUGCGGCGGGCGAGUGCGACCGGGAACCGCCCAAGAAGUACAGUUGGGCGGAAGUAAGACAAGCUGUGCAUGAUCUACGAAAGGAACUUUCAUCUCUUUCCACAAUGGUUCCUAUAGCCAUUUGUUUCCGAAGACUGGCUAAUGGAAAGACGAGGGUAUAUUUUUUAAGGACUCCGCAGAAUGGUUGGGAAAUUACGCUACUAUACACGGACGUUUUACCAACCAUACAGCCUAGUAAUGCCAGACUAGAUUGGAAGCCACUAAUCGAAUCGAACCUUGCUCUCGAUGUUUCCUCCGGUAAAUGGUCGAGGGAGGAGCAGUUGCUCUGGGAAAGGCAGAGGGUUGCAGCGUGGGGCAUAGCUUCGUACGAGUUGCAUCAGCAGAGUGGUCGAGUGCUUUUUCCAUGCGCUUCUUCGCUGUUCGUCGUUGAGGAAGGAAGGGGAGAGACACCGCCCCUAAUGCCCCGCUCACUUAACACUGGUGGUGGUGCGCCCCUGACGCCAGCGAUGUGCCCAACGACCGCCCGUCUCGUGGCCCACACCGCCCGGGGCGAUAUCUGGUUGGCCGGGGAUUGUUUGCGGCGUCCCGCGAGACUUACGUACGCGUGUCGCGGUCGUGAUGAGAGACUGUCUGAUGAUCCUCUUCAAGCCGGUCUACCAUGCUAUGUCACACAAGAGGAAUUUUCAAGAUACACCGGGUUCUGGUGGCAACCGAAAAGCGAUAGCGAUAUGUACCGGAUAGUUUAUGAAGAAGUAGAUGAGAGCGAAGUGAAAAUUUUCAGUUUCCCCUCCUCCAACUCUACUAAUGGGGACGUUGAGGAGUUUAGAUUCCCCCGUGCUGGCACGCCGAAUGCAAAGUCCGUUUUGAAGCUAGUAACAUUUCGACUCCAGAAGUCAUCACCAACAACGGUCCUGGAUUAUUACAACGAGAGCAACACUGAUAUGUCAUCGUCGUCUACUAGUGAUGGAAUGGAGGUGACGGACAUCCGAUGGUACGAAAUGAAGCAUCCAUUGAAGGAAACCUUUCCCUGGUUGGAGUAUCUGGCUAGGGUGGGCUGGACACCGUGCGGACAGUACGUGUGGGCUCAACUACUGGACCGGAAGCAGCAGCGUUUGGAAGUUGUUCUGAUCCCAUUGAACGAGUUCAGCGUUCGGACCGGAUAUGCGCAGGCGCCUCAAGCGAUGAACAUCAACGAACACAACGACGUCACUACCAGUCAAAUCCAAGUCUUGGUAAGGGAGACAGCACCGGACGCCUGGAUAAAUGUGCACGACAUAUUCUUUCCCCUGACUUCGUCUGGCGACACCUUCAAGUUCAUUUGGGCGUCCGAGGAGACGGGGCAUCUGCAUCUCUAUCUCUAUACCUGUAAUAUUCGUCCGGAGAGAGCUAAUAGUGUAGAAGAUAUGUUAUCAGACGACGAAUGCGCCGCUACCGGUCCGAACAUUGUUAACAAAGAAGCAAUUACCUCUGGGGAAUGGGAGAUCAUGGGCAGGAAGAUUUGGGUGGACGAGAGCCGCGGUCUAGUGUACUUCGUGGGUCUGAGGGAGACGCCUCUAGAACGACACCUGUACGUGGCGCCAAUCAGUCCAUCUGACCCUGGAUUGACUCUCCUCACUACUGUCGGACAGUCACACACAGUUGACAUGGAUGAGGAGUGUACAGUGGCUGUAAUCACAUCUUCAAAUAUCAGCAGCGUACCAGUAACAAAGGUGUACCGAAUCAGUCAUGCUGGCGGCCACGUGUCCUUACUGCAAUAUGGGACGCUGCUCGAGAGGCCCAUGUUAGACAAUAUAGACACUCAAUUCAACGGUAGUUGGGAUAGAGCAGGCGACGGCGAUGAGUGCAAUGAUGUGUCCUUACUUAUAAAAGAACGAUCUCUCAGCGGCAUAGAAGUGCCCCCGCCACAAAUAUUCUCCACCCGGCUAUCUUGCGGCAUGACGGCGUAUUGCACUUUGUGGCGCAGCGCCCUCUCGGGGCCCCGUCCCACUGUUCUGCACGUGUACGGGGGCCCCGAAGUGCAGACCGUCACUAAUAGCUAUAAGGGUAUCCGUCAACUGCGCAUGCACAUGCUUGCCGCGCGCGGUUUCUCCGUGGUGUCCGUGGAUUCGAGGGGCUCAAAGCACAGGGGCAGGGCCUGGGAGGCAGCGAUCAGGGGGAAGAUGGGGCAGGUCGAGUUGGAUGAUCAGGUAGAAGUCCUCCAGUGGCUGGCUAAGGAAGCUGGGUGCAUCGAUAUGGAGAGAGUGGCCAUACAUGGAUGGAGUUAUGGUGGUUACCUCUCGCUGCUGGGGCUGGCGACGCGGCCCCAUAUCUUCAAGGUGUGCGUGGCUGGAGCCCCGGUUACCAGUUGGCGUCUCUACGACACAGCGUACACCGAACGGUACAUGGGUUCACCGACGGAUAGACACAACGCGUACAGCCGCGCUAGCGUCAUUGCGCACGCGCCGUUCUUCCCGGAUCGUGAGGGUAGAUUGCUAAUUAUACACGGCUUGGCCGAUGAGAACGUCCAUUUCUGCCACACUGCUGCUCUUCUCUCGGAGCUGGUCCGUCUCGGGAAACCACACAGGGUACAGGUAUACCCCGGCGAACGCCACUCUCUCCGGGCGAUGCACGCCGCGAAACACUACGAGGCGACGCUGUUGCAUUUCUUACACGAGAACCUUUGA